AUUAAAUUAGUAAUAUUUGAUAUGUAGGGACUAAGUAAGUAAAACAACUUAUAACUGGGGACCUUUUAUGAAAUUUAUUCUAAACAAAACUUAGGCACUUCCCUUAAACCCCGAUAUAUUGUGCUACCAACUAUUUAAAAUUCUGGAUCCGCCGGUGAUCUUAGGAUUAUCAACACAUGCCAUUCAUCUUUCUUUAAUUUCUUUCUUGGCUAUCGAGAUCUGUUUUUUUCUAGGAUUUGCGAUUCUUGUGGUGGGAGCAUUUGUGCACCCAGCGUUUUACCAUCAAUUGCUGUUCGGUGGAGGAGUAGCUUUUUGCUUCAUUCAUGCAUUCUGUGCUUUUGGCUACUUUUUGAGUGUACACGCGCUCUGCCCCCAAAUUUUGUCCCUGUUUUAGCCUGAGCUAUGGAAAUCAGUAUAGGCACAGAAGCACAAAAGUAUGUUUGGGGAGGAGCAAUUCCACUGCAGAUUCAUCUUCACGAAUCCGAAGUCACCACUCUGCCUCUUCCUCCCCCGGCUCUCAUUCUAGCUCCUCGGUUAGGGUAUCUACCUCUAUUAGCUUCACAAGUUAAACCUUUCUUCAGUGGUGCACUACCGCCAGGUGUGGACACUGUUUGGUUUGAGUACAAGGGGCUUCCUCUGAAAUGGUAUAUACCUAUUGGGGUACUCUUUGAUCUUCUCUGUGCAGAACCAGAAAGACCAUGGAAUCUAACGAUGGACCUUAGCAGCUUAGCCGUCGGUGGACUGGACGUCCUUCAUAAUUUUACUGGGUUUGGUAACAUACUGUGCAGCUGGCAUCGAGUUGUUAUUUUCUUUGUGGUUCCAUUUGGGACAUGGGUUUAACACAUUUGGCUGAGCCGAUCGAACUCGGUUCAUAUCAUUUAAAAAGUAUAUUACCUUAUGUGGCACACUGGUAAUCAAUGUGUACAUCAUUCAAUCUAUGCAGAUUAAUCUGUUGUGAAUCUUUAGCACUUUCUUUAUUUAAGGCAGCUGCUUGAAAUGUAGACAAUGAUUUUAGUUCAAGAAGUAACGUGUUGAUGUUACUUGAUUGUGUGUCCGUGCGUGAAUUAUUGGGAUUCAACCGGGGGUUACGUACUUGCAUCCACUCUAUCAUUCGAAAACCUUCAUGAUCCGUUUGCUUCGGGAUGAACUUAAGUUAACAUGAUGAGCUUGAGUCUUGAUUCAAUAAAACUAGCCAACCUAGGUUAACCUAGGCUAAUCGCUAACAAGUUGUUUGGAUGAACCUUCUCGGGCUCAUUAAAGACUAUUAUACCUUUAAAAACAUACAAAGAUACAAUAUUUUGCGGAGUAAGAAAAAGGUACUCCCUCUGUCCCUAUAUUAGUGCCUCAUUUGAAAUUUGUUUAAAAGAGAAAGAAAUAAUGGGUGUCACAUAUUGCUAUCAUUAAAAAGAAAUUGAUGAUGAUUUUAGUAAAAGACGUAAAAAUUAUGUGUGUGGUUUAUUUAUGGAUGAAGUAUUAUAUAUAAUUCUAUAUAUACAUACUUUAUCCCUAGAAGACCUUGUUUGCAUGCGCAUGAAUCCUCAUGUACGAAUGCGAGAUUGGCAAUCAUAGUUCAUUGCAAUGUACUUUUUUGCUAGAGCCGGGGUCUUUCGGAACCAACUCAUCCACAUUCUCUAGGUAGGGGUAAUGUUUGUGUACAUCUACCCUCUCCUGACCCCAUUCGUGGGACAAUAUUGGGUUGUUGUUGUUGCAAUGUACUUUUAUGUUUUGGGUAAUGCACUUUCAUAGAAAGGUUUUGUUUAUUUAGUAGUUUGCCACCAUGUUUUUUAGUCAUCCCUUAAUUUUUAGUGAUUCAGAGCCCUAAAGGACCAUAUUGAUCCCAAAUUUUCAAAUAAGCGGUAAUUCUCAUUUGUUCACACAUCCACACACACACACACACACUCUUCCUCUGUUCCAAUUUAUCUUGCGUGUUUUUCUCUUUCGUCCGUUCCAAUUUGGCAUAAAUGGAAACGCAUGUUGCUUAAUGUUUCUCUCCCCUCUAUACAAAUCUCAUCCACACAGACACAGUUUUCGAUAUAGUCUGUUUGGGAAGGGGGGAAAUGACAUCGGGAAGUCAUUUUCCUAUUUUUUGGUAUUUGGUUUCGGAAAAUAGGGGUCAAUAUAAAUGAUUUAUGAAGUUAACGGAAGAUAACCCUUAUUUGGAGGAGGAAAAUGAUUUUGAUUUUUUUGGUGGAAGACAUUUUCUGCCGUUCUCCAACUUCUUAGAUCCAUACUCAUCACCUUCAAAUAUGUUAUAACAAUAAAAUAAGUUUUUUUUCAUUUUCCAAACUUUCUGCCAAGCACUAGAAAGUAAAUUUAUAUUCCAGAAAUCAUUUUCAGAACUCAUUUUUGGAAGCCGUUUUCCUUCAUUCCAAAUGGACCCUUAAUAAAAAAUGUGCCAGUCAAACUUGGCACAUUGAUUUGGGAUACAGGGAGUAUAUAUCUUUGUAUGUUUCUUAUCUGCUCUUGUUCUUCACAUUUGGGGAAAGUCUUGACUCUGCCUCUUAUUCUUCAAAUUUUGGUCUUUAGAGUUUUACAUUAAUAUAUUAUACAUUGGAAGGACUUUGUAAAUAUAUAAACAUACCUGGAUGAAGUUAUGGACUUAUAUCUGCAAUAUAUAUAAAAAUUAAAAGCUUGAUAAAGCUCAUUAGCCACUCGAGACAUUAAGAUUAUUGGAUUUCGCUUGACUUGUUUCUCUUUACCAUUUUUGGGCUUCACAGGAAGGUAUCUGAAUCAGAUCUGAGUAUUCUUCAACUCUAUUCUGUGUGGCUCACAAUUACUUUGACAUACACCACUUGUAGAGUUGU
Messenger RNA from Cuscuta campestris, 2804 nucleotides. NCBI's taxonomy places the organism in Eukaryota, Viridiplantae, Streptophyta, Magnoliopsida, Solanales, Convolvulaceae. The record is from the annotation of a GenBank genome assembly.